Molecule: messenger RNA, 3079 nt
Organism: Durio zibethinus
Lineage: Eukaryota; Viridiplantae; Streptophyta; Magnoliopsida; Malvales; Malvaceae
Source: RefSeq, a predicted model, not a curated record
GUAGAACAAUAAUUUUCCCAUGGGACAAAAAUAGACAACUGUGACAAAGAAUCAUUGAUUGAUGCUGCGAAAUUUCAUCAGAUUGGAUUCCUUUGGGCCCUUUAUAGGAUUUAUUUUGGUUCGCAAUUUUCUUUACCACUCCAAUAAUAGACUUCGAUUCAUUUUUCUGUUUUUCAAAUUGUAACAUCUCAAGAAAUGAACUUUUAUUUGCAUAUACUUGCAGCUUAUCUAUUAACUAGAAACGGUAGUAGAUAUUUUCAUGCUAGUAUAUGUAAUCUCACCGAGUACGAGACUGCCACAAGGUACAAAUGCCUUUGCUACACAUAAAAUCAAUGUUUCAAUCGCCAUUGAUAUGUUCCAAUGCCAAGUACUGCUAAAGUUCAUCAGGAAUUAAUUAGAAGUAAAGAAGAAAUAAGCUCAUAAAGGAUUGCAUCUUUUGCUCUAAAACGUAGAGAGAAUAUUGUCAGAGCCAGAAAAGGAGAAACCUUUCAGUCUUAUAAUAAUAAUAAUAAUAGCUUUUUGAACAUUUCCUCAUCUUUCUCUUCAAGAAGUUGACACUAAACCUUGCAAUCUGCUUCUCCAACUCUCACAAUAUUUUCUUGGGUGCUGAUGGCCGUCUUUGUACCUAAAUGGAGUACUGCAAGAUUUCUUUUGAUAGCUUUUUUCUGCUCUCUGUUUCUUUUUGUGCUUGUUUCUGGUGCAAGCAGAGUGAAAAAUAAAGCUUUGAAUGAUGGAGAAGGCGCCACAUCUAAUACUCUUCUACGAGUCAUGAUUUCUUUAUGGCGGACCAAACAAUCUGGUAAUCAACAUAUUUGGCCGUAAGUUUAAUUUGUGACUUGUAGUAGGCGUUGUUUCAAUCAUGUUCUUUACUUCUUUUCUGUUUUCUACUCUUCAAACAAGCUGUCAGAUUACAGCUUCAAUAUCUUUUUAUGUCUCAAAAAAUGUAUAUCUAUUUUAUAUGUACGUAUGUUCCACAUCACCCACUUCAAUGAAUGUGCUAUUAUCCUUUUUGUCAAACUACCCUUCAGGAACUGGAAUUUAGAUGGCAAAUUGUUGUUGGUACUGCGAUUGGAUUCUUUGGAGCAGCAUUUGGAAGUGUAGGUGGUGUUGGUGGUGGUCGUUUUUUCGUUCCAAUGCUGAGUCUAAUCAUUCGGUUCGAUCAAAAAUCAUCAACAGCUAUAUCAAAAUGUAUGAGCCAAUGCAAAUCUAUCUCAGGAUGUAAUUUGGUCCUCAUAGUUAGAAACUAUAAUACAUGAAAAAGUUUGGGCAUAGACUAUUCGUAGACUGCUUGAUAUUAUUUCCUGCUGUUUUAGCUGAGCUAAUACUUUUGAGUCUUUCACUUCCCUAUGAUAGUGGCAAUCUUUCCUUUAGGCAGUUUGCUUGAAUGUCGCUUCCGUUAGUUCAGGUAUGAUCAUGGGGGCAGCAGCCUCAACCGUUUAAUAUAAUUUUAAGGCAAAGGCAUCCCAUACUUGAUAUGCCCAUGAUUGACUAUGAUUUGGUGUUGAUUAUCCAGCCGAUGCUGUUGUUAGGCACUAGCAUAGGAGUGAUAUUCAAUGUGAUAUUUCCAGACUGGACAGUCACAAUCCUGUUAAUUCUUCUCCGCACAGGUACUUCUUUUAAGGCUUACUUUAAGGGUGUUGAGACGUGGAAAAGGGAGACUGUAUUGAAACAGGUUAAUAAAUACUGGUAUAUGUUAUCUGAAUAACAUAAAAAAAGAAAUUAUUUUCUGUAAAUCUAAUCUAUAUUUAACAACAUCAAAAAAUUGGAUUUUGGAUUGGUUUCAUCGUUGCAUAACUGCAGGAGGCUGCUAAGUUGUUGGAAUCAUGUGGUGAGCUUAUUCAGUACUCUUGGCUCUUCCUGUCUCUGUAACAGAAUUCAUAGAUCAAACCUUGCUUAUAUACUUGCUCUUUUUUUUUUCCAAGAGAAUGCGACUCCAAUCGCAUACAAAACUGUUCCUGGUGGUCCAAGCAAUAAACCUGGAAAGGAAAUUGAGAGACGAGAGGCAGGCAGGAAUACUUGAAAACAUUCGUUGGAAAGAACUUGGACUACUCAGUUUCGUUUGGUUUGCAUAUCUUGCUGUUCAGACUGCCAUGAAUUAUACAACUACUUGUUCAACAUCAUACUGGGCAUUAAACUUGUUGCAGAUACCAGUAUCUGUUGGGGUAUUUCUGUACGAGGCAAUUGGCCUGUACGAAGGAUGGAGAGUGAUUGCCUCCAAGGGAAAUGAAGGCACAAAUUGGAAAGUGUACCAUCUUGUUCUAUGUUGUGCUUGUGGCAUGGUAGCAGGAAUAAUUGGUGGACUUAUCGGAAUAGAUGGAGGAUUUGUUAUGAGUCCACUCCUUUUGGGGCUGGGAAUUCCUCCUCAGGUCGCAAGUGCCACAUCCACAUUUGGGAUGACCUUCUCCUCAUCAAUGUCUGUUGUAGAAUACUGCCUUCUGAAUCGUUUUCCAGUGCCUUAUGAUGAGUUGGUGUCAUGCCAUUGAUUUUCAACUUUGUUCUAGCAUCUUUACAAAGGGGAGGAAAAAGGGUUGUUUUCAAUCAAAUUCUUUCUUCAACUUCUGGCAGCUCUAGACUUCAUUGCUGUUUCCAUCAUUCCCGCCUUAAUGGGUCAGCACAUUGUCAAUAAGCUGAUCAAUUUAACCGGAAGGGAAUCCAUAAUCAUCUUUGUUCUAGCCUUCACAAUAUUUGUCGGUGCAAUUUCACUGGGUGAGAGCAUCCUACAGAAUUCUCAUUUCUCCAGUAGUCUUUCAGCAUCCUAGACUGAAAGGAACUACUCAAUUCUUAUGACAUUAUUUUUUGCCCUUCUUUUGUUUGUGAUUUGUAGGGUGGGUUGGCAUAUCAAGCAUGAUUCAGAAGAUUGAGCAAAAUGAGUACAUGGGAUUUGAGAACCUCUGCCAAUACGAGGGAUAGCAAUACGUCACGGUGCGCGCGCUGGUACUCUAUAACACUCUGCCCGUGACAACAAAUCGCAUUUGUUCUACUGCUUGCUUGGCUUUGUUUCCUAGUGUUUUACUCCGAUAACCAAACAGACCAUGAUUUAUUUAUUUAAUUGAAGACCGUGGUUGGAACAUUUUUUUUU